This is a messenger RNA of Ceratotherium simum simum (southern white rhinoceros), 3606 nucleotides long. The record is from RefSeq and is a predicted model, not a curated record. NCBI's taxonomy places the organism in Eukaryota, Metazoa, Chordata, Mammalia, Perissodactyla, Rhinocerotidae.
GAAGCAGCGGCAGCAGCAGCGGCGGCCGCCUUUCCGCCGCCGGGGACGCCGAGGCGCGGCUGGUGGCACUGACAUCGCGGCCCUGCCUCUCCUCCCUCGCCCCCGGCCCUCCCCAUGUGAUCGGCUUUAAUCCCGGCAGUGUGCGCGCGUGGGGCUCCAUUCCGCGGUGCCCGGUCUCCGUGCCAGGGUGGGUGCUCGGUGUGCGCUUCUCCUCCCCAUCCCCCUUCCCCCGAGAAUAAAAGAAGAACCGAGAGGCGUGCUCAGAAAAUAAAUAAAUAAGCAGCACACACGCGCAGCCCGGAGCGGAGUCGGCGGGGCUGGCGGCGGCGGAGGAGUGAGGCGGCGGCGGCGCGGGGACGCGCGGAGAGGCAGCAACUUUGAAGCCAGCUCACAGCGCGGAGCUCCGGCCGAGCGGCGUGCAGCGCGGCGGCGGCGGCGGCGUUGAGUGUCUGGCCCGCCGGUCCGGUCGGGGUGUGCAGUCGGACGGACGAGCAGCGCGUCGCUGUCCCCCGGCGGCUGGAGAUGUCCGAGCCCAAGGCAAUUGAUCCCAAGUUGUCGACGACCGACAGGGUGGUGAAAGCUGUCCCAUUUCCUCCAAGUCACCGGCUUACAGCAAAAGAAGUGUUUGAUAAUGAUGGGAAACCUCGUGUGGAUAUCUUAAAGGCACAUCUCAUGAAGGAAGGCAGGCUGGAAGAGAGUGUUGCAUUGAGAAUAAUAACAGAGGGGGCUUCAAUCCUUCGACAGGAAAAAAAUUUGCUGGAUAUUGAUGCACCAGUCACAGUUUGUGGCGACAUCCAUGGACAAUUCUUUGACUUGAUGAAGCUCUUUGAAGUGGGGGGCUCUCCUGCCAACACUCGCUACCUCUUCUUAGGGGACUAUGUUGACAGAGGGUACUUCAGUAUUGAAUGUGUGCUGUAUUUGUGGGCCUUGAAAAUUCUUUACCCCAAAACCCUGUUUUUACUUCGUGGAAAUCAUGAAUGUAGACAUCUAACAGAAUAUUUCACAUUUAAACAAGAAUGUAAAAUCAAGUAUUCGGAACGCGUGUACGACGCCUGCAUGGAUGCCUUCGACUGCCUGCCGCUGGCUGCCCUGAUGAACCAGCAGUUCCUGUGCGUCCACGGCGGUCUGUCUCCAGAGAUUAACACUUUAGAUGACAUCAGAAAAUUAGACCGAUUCAAAGAACCACCAGCUUACGGACCUAUGUGUGAUAUCCUGUGGUCAGACCCCCUGGAGGAUUUUGGCAAUGAGAAGACUCAGGAACAUUUCACUCACAACACAGUCAGAGGGUGUUCAUACUUCUACAGUUACCCAGCUGUGUGUGAAUUCUUGCAGCACAAUAACUUGUUAUCUAUCCUCCGAGCCCAUGAAGCCCAGGAUGCAGGGUAUCGCAUGUACAGGAAAAGCCAAACAACAGGCUUCCCUUCUCUAAUUACGAUUUUUUCAGCACCAAAUUAUUUAGAUGUAUACAAUAACAAAGCUGCGGUCUUGAAGUAUGAGAACAACGUCAUGAAUAUCCGGCAGUUCAACUGUUCUCCACACCCGUACUGGCUUCCGAACUUCAUGGACGUUUUCACGUGGUCCCUGCCCUUUGUCGGGGAGAAAGUGACUGAGAUGCUGGUAAACGUCCUCAACAUCUGCUCUGAUGAUGAACUAGGGUCGGAAGAAGACGGGUUUGAUGGAGCAACAGCUGCCGCCCGGAAGGAGGUGAUAAGGAACAAAAUCCGAGCGAUAGGCAAAAUGGCCAGAGUGUUCUCCGUUCUCAGAGAGGAGAGCGAGAGCGUGCUGACGCUGAAGGGCCUGACCCCGACGGGCAUGCUCCCCAGCGGAGUGCUCUCUGGAGGGAAGCAGACGCUGCAGAGCGCUACUGUUGAGGCUAUUGAGGCUGACGAAGCUAUCAAAGGAUUUUCACCACAACAUAAGAUCACUAGCUUCGAAGAGGCCAAGGGCUUAGACCGAAUUAACGAGAGGAUGCCACCUCGCAGAGAUGCCAUGCCCUCGGACGCCAACCUUAACUCCAUCCACAAGGCUCUCACCUCAGAGACUAACGGCACGGACAGCAAUGGCAGCAAUAGCAGCAACAUCCAGUGACCACUUCCUGUUCACUUUUUUUUUUUUUUUUUUUGAGCUGCAGGGUGUGAUGGGGAUUGCUGCAUAUCAGCAGUUGGAUGUUCUUGCCUCUGGCGGUAGCUUGUUUGCUCUGGGGGCCAGGAAUCGAAUUCAGUUUACACUAUCAUUAAAAAAGAGGGAGAGAGAUAAUAAACUAUAUUUUGGUGGGAGUGGUUAUUAAACACCUCUUUGGGGUAUGCCUUUUAAAAAUGCUUAUAGAAAAAAAGUUUUAAAAAGAAAGCUAAUGCUAGUAUAUACUGCAAUGUUAGGGGAAUGAACAUGUUUUCCUACUGCAUUGGGGACUUCUAUAGAUAGGUUAAUGAAAGGUCUUUUAUUAUGUUACUGGACAUGAAAACUUUGUCUAAUUUCUUACUCUAUUGUACGUUUACAGUUGCAGCACUAAAAAUGGAUGACAUCAAACAUUUUUAACAAAACGAUGUACAAACUAAAUAAGGACUAUUUAUUGAUAAUGUUUUGCUACUCUUGUCAGACAAUGGCUAUAAAAUGAAUUAGGCAGUCUUAAAAAAAAAAAAAAACAGAAAAAGAAAAAAAAAGAAUGUUGCAAAUUUGUUAAAAUGCCAAAAAGGACAGUUUAAUUUUGUAUAGACUGUGCUCACCUCAGGUUUCUUUAGUGUGCUUGAAUGCCCUUCUUUCCGUAUAACACUUAUCUUAUUAAUUUGGCAAUGAAUAUCUUUUCUUUAAGUUUAAAAAAAACUGGAAUUAAUUACAUCUAUCUUUUUUUGCUGUUUAUAUUUAGGGGUUUUUGUUGAUAAAUCAAGUCUUGGUUGUGGCUUGCUGAAUUAAAUAUUUAUGAGUGGUGCAUUUUUAAGUAUAGUGAACAAGACACCAUAUUAAGUACAGUGAUAAAGCAUCUAUAUUCUGUAAAAAAAAAAAUCUGCCUAUGCAUGUUUUUUAAGAAAAAAAAUGGCUGUAUCGGCCUCUACGGGACUGUAAUGCGCUUAGUGGUCUGACAUAUACUGGAAAUAUAUGUAUACUGGCGUACUUUAUAUUCUCUAAAAUGCUUAAUGCCUUUGAAAUUUUGUAAUCAAAAAAGCUUUGAAAAAAUCUAAAGGGGAGAGUAUUCUUAAAAGUUUUUAACAUAAGCUGUCAGUGCACAUAUAGAUGGUUAGCAUGUUGAGCAAACCUUGUGAAAUUUCAAUAAGUUUAUAGUUACACUUGGAACUCUAAAUGCAUGGAAACUGUUAAUGUCAUAACAGUUAGUUACUUUGUUUUGUUCUGUCAUGUGCCACAAAAUAUGUACUUUUUUCACUUUUUUCCCUUUGUAUAUCAGUUACGGGUUACAACUGGUUCAUUCUGAAAACAACAACAGUCCAUUCAUAUUUUUUAACAACUGUAUAAGUGCCCAAGUAAUUCACUACAGCCUAAAGCCUUGCCUUUGUAAUUUGACUUCUGAAAUGUUGGCAAUCAAAGCAUGCACUUGUAACAAUGAAAAAGAAAAAGCAUUUUAUAUUACUACUCAAUAAAAUGUGCAUGAACUUA